AUGUCUCAAAACGCUUCGGACAUCUUAAGGCUGCCCGCCAUGGCCUGCAGCGCGGAACAGCAGGUCUCGGGUGCGCCAUCGUCGGUGUGCUCGUCGCACUCCAACCUCACCUCGUCGCCCGCGGACUCCGGGGCGAAGCUCGACAAGAGCGAGCAGCCCGGCCUGGCCGUGGCCUGCACGCGCCGCGCGCGCAACUUCUGGUCUGUGCACGAGGACACGGUGUUGGUCGCCACGAUCAUCGACAACACCGCGUUCCUGCGCGGGCCGGCCAACACGCGCCCGCGCAGCCGCUUCUGGCUGCACAUCAGCUUCGAGCUCAAGGUGAGGCACGGGCUCAGUCGUAACAAGCGCCAGUGCCGCGACCGCUUCAACCUGCUCUUCUGGAAGGCGGUGCGCGACCACCGCUCCAGCCGCAAGGACCUAAAAAAGCUGGACCGCCUGCUAGCCCAGUGCUUGACCAUCCUCUACAUUGACAAGAACAACGUGAUCAUGCUCAAGGAGCAGGCUCCUUCGUCCGCCGCAACGCCCUGUGCGUCGGUCACUUCAAACGGCACAUCUGCCCUCGUACAUUCUUCGGUACCGCAUGCCAACAGCGGCGGGUCCGCUGCCGCCGCCGCCACGGGCGACGACCCUCUGCAUAGCCCUCCGCGCUGCACGCUGAGCCCUACCACGCCCCAGGGCUCACUUGUUGGUUCCUCGGCUGACCUCGCCGACUCCAGCUUCGAGGCCUUUUCCGAGCUAGCCGCGGGCCUGCAGCAGCAGGUCUCCUCGCUCAACCAGCGCGUCGAGGAGCUGUGCGGAAUGCUCGCCAUGGAGCGCUCCCGCGUGGAUUACUUACUUACGGCUCGCACCGGCGUCGAGUCUCCCAGCCUGUACCAACCCCCGCUCCCAAUGAGCCACGACAUGCAGGUGCAGUGCAGUGCAGGAGUCUCGGCCACUGCCUCGGCCGCCAACAGCGUUUUCGCGCCCCCUGCGAACCAAUAUCUCGCCAUGACAUCUCCGUAUCUGGCAGUGGCAUCCCCAUACUCCAGAGCCGCCAACCUGUGA
Lachancea thermotolerans CBS 6340 is the source of this 1047-nucleotide messenger RNA. RefSeq names its product KLTH0G18414p. The transcript has a single exon. The coding region runs from base 1 to 1047 and encodes 348 amino acids. Lineage: Eukaryota; Fungi; Ascomycota; Saccharomycetes; Saccharomycetales; Saccharomycetaceae. The record is from RefSeq and is a predicted model, not a curated record.